Messenger RNA from Toxorhynchites rutilus septentrionalis, 1363 nucleotides. RefSeq lists its product as uncharacterized. The transcript has 8 exons. Gene Ontology annotation, molecular function: odorant binding; dibutyl phthalate binding. NCBI's taxonomy places the organism in Eukaryota, Metazoa, Arthropoda, Insecta, Diptera, Culicidae. The record is from RefSeq and is a predicted model, not a curated record. Gene Ontology annotation, biological process: olfactory behavior; sensory perception of smell. Gene Ontology annotation, cellular component: extracellular region. Bases 85 to 960 code for a protein of 291 amino acids.
UAUAAAAGAAACGCAUCAACUUGAUGAAACAAUAGUUUAAUUCAUUUAGUCGGAUCUAGCAUCUUACAAAAGCUGGCUGAAAACAUGUGCUUGCGACGGAUUCUGCCCUUUGCGACAUUUAUCCUCGCGUGUUUAGUUAACGACGUGGUCGAAAGUAAAGCCACAAUGGAGCAAAUGACCAAGGCAAGUGAAAUGAUGCGAACGGUGUGUGUGGGCAAAACUAAGCCGCCCGUUGAGUUGAUCGAUGGUCUCGGUCGAGGUGAAUUUCCCGAUUACAAAGAGUUAAAAUGUUAUGCUAAUUGUGUGCUGGAAAUGAUGCAAGCGAUUCGCAAGGGCAAGGUGAACGCAGAUGGUGCCAUUAAACAGGUCGAAAUGCUCAUACCACCGGAGAUUGGCGAACCAACAAAAAAGGCUUUUGACAUAUGCCGGGACUCUGCCGAUGGUAUCAAGAACAACUGUGAAGCCGCUUAUGCCCUGCUGAAAUGUCUCCACAAAAACAACCCAAAGUAUUUCUUCUUUCGCCUCCUCCAAGUUAUGAUGCAUUGGUCGCAUUUUGCUUCGUUAGUAAGCAUGGCCCUAAUCGAACAUGUGCUGUGCUCCAUGACACUGGAACAUAUGCACAGAACUGGCGCAUCGAUGAGAAGUAUCUGUCAGCCCAAGUUCGGAAUCACGGACGAUGUCGCUGCAAGUCCAGCUCGAGGGGAGUUUCCGGAUACGCGGGAGUUCAAGUGCUAUGCUUCGUGCCUGAUGGAACUUACGCAAACUUCGAGAAAGGGCAAAUUGAAUUAUGAUGCAGCCCUGAAGCAGAUCUUGCUUCUGCCUGACGAGUUCAAAGGUCCCUUCCAAGUUGCAUUGGAUGCUUGCAAAACAGUUUCAGAUGGAAUCGAGGAUAGGUGUGAGGUGGCAUACGCAUUGCUGAAAUGUUUCUACGCAGCGAGUCCCACGUUUUAUUUUCCGUGAUUUUACCCUGGAACGCAAUUAGAAGGUUGUUUUUUUUAGUGUUUUGAAUAAUAGCAAUACCAUUUGUGUCAUUUGUUCCGAGUACCAUGAUGAUGCUAGUUCCCUUGUUGGCAGGUCUAAUAUUUAAAUCGUAAUUGAAGUUUUGAUGAACCUCAUUUCCUAUCUAAUUUCACGUUAAUAUUUUGUAGUGGAAAUUUUUUCGUUCGAUGCAUGUAUACCAGGUGUAUGAAAAUGAAAUGGAUUGUUUUCAUGAAAAAUAACUCGGAUGACCUAAAACAUUUUAUUCAAAUCAAUGAUCAAUGUCCAUUUCCUUAACGUUUAAAAGCCAUGGGAUGAAUCCUGAAGAAAGGAAUAUUGGUUUCACAUGAUUUGGAAGACAUACAAUGAGAAAACAGGGAAAGCA